This is a messenger RNA of Scleropages formosus (Asian bonytongue), 1192 nucleotides long. RefSeq names its product mitochondrial ribosomal protein S18A (gene mrps18a). The transcript has 6 exons. Bases 46 to 666 code for a protein of 206 amino acids. Gene Ontology annotation, molecular function: structural constituent of ribosome; small ribosomal subunit rRNA binding. The record is from RefSeq and is a predicted model, not a curated record. Gene Ontology annotation, cellular component: mitochondrial small ribosomal subunit; ribosome. Lineage: Eukaryota; Metazoa; Chordata; Actinopteri; Osteoglossiformes; Osteoglossidae. Gene Ontology annotation, biological process: mitochondrial translation.
UUAAACUUCAAGGGAACCCGAGCAAGAGAGAAGGUCGCCACCGAAAUGGCUGCCCGCUACAUCAUAAGGGGGUCUGUGUUAGGCAUGCAAUGUCUGGCCCGAUGCAUAAACGAAAGCAUGUUUCAGAGAAUAAUUGGCGUCCCACUGGUUUCUGUUGUGGGAAAUAUUCAAAGUCGAGGCAUUCGUCAAGUUGUCGAGAAAAAGGAGGGCAAUACAACAACGAUUGAGGGAAUUUCCGUGCAGAAGCAGGAAUGGGUAGAGCCACCUAAUCCAGAAGGACAGUGUCCCAUCUGCCGAUGGAACCUGAAACACAAGUACAAUUAUGAGGAUGUCCUCUUGCUCAGCCAGUUCAUACGCUCAGAUGGCGGUAUGCUCCCUCGCCGGGUAACGGGGCUUUGUGCUGAGGAACACAACAAGAUUGCCAUCUGUGUGAAGAUGGCCCACCGUGCAGGUCUCCUCCCUGACCACAAACCACCACUGCCAGAGGGUCAUGUUCCAAAAAGCAAGCCGGUGCUCAACAGAUACCUGACCCGGUGGUCCACAGACUCUGUGAAGCCCAUCCUUAAGAAGGGACUGAAGUGGUGCAAAGUUCGCAUGCCUGUGGGUGACCCGUGUCUAAAGAACAACACACGAUACAGCCUGAAGCCACUUUACACCAAGCACUGAGGCCCCUCGCUCCCGCCCACCCCCCCAAGACCAGCGUCACUGACAGACUGGCAGCAGGUUAACCACCACCAGUCCAGUCACUUCAUAUUAUAUUUAUUACUAUAAAAGCUGGAAUGAAGCUUAUUCAAUCCUGUUGAUGCCCCUGGAGACUGGAAAUUACAUGCGCUGCAACCCGGUGCGGCAUGGCCUCUGGGAUGGAGUGGGUCAGUACUGCAUUGUUACAGUAUUGGUGUUAUGAGACACCAGCUCUGCCAAGUCCCCGUUUUGUAAAUAAAACAUGUGAUUUCAAUUUUCAGCCAUAUGUUGUUUGCAGUGGCGGCAUUGGUAAUUUUGGGUCCAAUUUCAAAAUUUCGUGGGCCCCCUACUCUGCAUGCAUGCCAAAUACAUCCAAUAUCAGCUUAUUAUUAAAAGUUUUUCUUUUUUAAAACAUUUAAUUGUAGGCCAACUGUACAAUAAAUUGUAAGAAUAUGGCUCACUUUUUUUAAUGCUCAUCACUAUGUAACAAUUACUUGGGUUUCUUCAAUGU